Molecule: messenger RNA, 1486 nt
Organism: Lindgomyces ingoldianus
Lineage: Eukaryota; Fungi; Ascomycota; Dothideomycetes; Pleosporales; Lindgomycetaceae
Exons: 3
Source: RefSeq, a predicted model, not a curated record
CGGUCAACAUGGGAGAUACGCAAAUCCACAGCAUACAAUGCCCCAACGAUUUCUCGGAAAGUAUGGAGAAUGGUAUUGUGUGCUUGGACAGCCCGAUUUCUGCCACAGACCGGCCUUUGCAUACAUUAACCGUACCCACUCGUGCUGAAGGGCAAGCAAAGGGCAAACAUCCAACCCGGCCUGCUGAGGAACACACCAAGUUUUGCUCUAAGAGAUGUGCCCAAGUCUACAAGGUCGACAGGUUGUAUGUAGGUCUCUUAGGAAACUUACCACCUCCGAGUGUUGUUCAGGACAAGUGGGAUCGAGACGUCCGGCCGGAUCUCGAAAGCUACCUGUGCCAAGCGACCAGUAUGUUGUCGAAAUCAAUGCGUGACGAUGAGGUAAUUACAGAGUUGGUGUUGUGCAUGGCUGGGAAGAAAUGCUCGCCCGCAUCCGUUGUACUCGAAGCCGGUAUGACCUGUCCGAAAGAUCCUAUAGCCUUAAAACCAACCGUUUGGAUUCACUGCGGCAGCAAGAAAUGCAAGAAAAAGGUUCGAGAGACUAUUCGCAACUUGGCCUACCUGAACCAUUUCCUUGAUACUUUUUGUAUGGAACCCCCUUACACCUCAUUACAUGCUCCAUGGCCUGCAGCAAGAGAAAUUUCACUAUAUUCGCCACGUCUUGAAGGGAAAGCCUGUAAAAUGACAUUCGCCGUCCAGUGCCCGCGCCCCGGUUGGAAGAGUAUCUGCGGUGCUAAAGCCAGAUUCACUAUCCAAACCUCAGACGGUACCAUCGAGCGUUACUCAACGCUUGGCGGCUCCGUUAUGGUCGGAAGUUCUCUAUUUGGGUUGACGUCAGCGCACGCUAUCAUGAACUUCUUUCAUGAGGGCUCUCGCAGCGCUUCCAUAAACGAAGUUGAAUCGACGAAUAAUAUUUGUUCGGAUUCAGGCUCCGACUGCGAAACAAGCUCCGACUCGGAACCAGAAGCCUUCGCUGAUAGUCCAUGUUCUUCUCAGACACAAACAUCAUUCACUAGAAGACCUCCACUAGAUGCGAAUCGGAUUCAUGGAACGGAGGACGUUAGGUGGGUGGAAGUACCACUACCGCAGAUUAUUGCGUAUCUUGGUCACGGAACUACAAGCGGUGAUUAUGCCUUCCCUGACCUGGCGCCAAAUGCAUCAGAUUUUGCUCUCAUUGAUAUCGGUUCCCUUGGGGAGACGUCAAAUGAAUUUCACAAUCCAGAUAAUAAAGCCGUCGCACCUAUCUGGGGAUUCAUUCCCACACGCGACCUCCCCAGUGGAGAAGUAUGGAUAAUCGCAACUUGUGGUGGUGAACCUUUGGAGGGAUAUCUAUUAGAAGGUGAUGCUUCAGUUAUUGUCAGGGGCGCCGUCAUGCGCACGAAGAAGAUUCAGGUGGUAACCACAGGCGCUCCUGGCUUGUCGGGCUCUUGGGUUGUCCGCGAUGGGGCGCUAUGUGGUAGUAUUUACGCGGCAGACGACCGAAGUCC